AUAUCCAUUUGCUUAAAACUGAAGAAAAAAUUGAAAAAAAAAUUCCUUACAUUAUGUAAUAAUUUACAUUUAUAAUGUAAUUGGAUAUGUAUCUUGCACUGCUUCAGCUCCAGGCAGAACACAGUUUGAGUUACCCAAUCAAUACAAGGCAUUCUUGGGACAAUUCAAGCAUGUCUGUACAGGGAGGCUGAACCAAUUUCACUGCAGUUUUGUCUAAUUCAAGUAAGCAAAACCAGUACAGACUUCACAGGGAUCCAAACUAAUCUGUUUUGGGGAAUAAACCCAUCAAUAGGAAACAGGGUGAAAAUCUCUGCUCGUUUUGGCUCUGAUGCUAAUUUAUUGAGACAAAAAUUAUGUGCUUUUACAAUAAUUGUUUUGUGUAUGUUUUUAAUUUUAAUUUUUUUUCGCAUUUCACAUUUAUAGUUUAACAGCACCCGUUCGCCCUCCCCAAUUGAGUGUUGCCACAUGACCCCCUGGAGUAGAAAGGUACUGGAAAAACAAGCAAUCCUCAAUUAACAGCCCUGUCUCACUCUUCCCCCUUCCAGAUCCUAACCCUUCCUCUUGCUUCGCUUUUCACUUGCUAACUUUACUGCGCUAAAAGAAGCCAUUUCUGUUUUUCUCAUGUCAGUAAGACACAAUAAUAACUCUUUUCCCCCCUUUCUUUCAUUCUUCACACCUUGGAUAGGUUUCAGGAGCUCAAGGCCACAAAGCUGCCUCCCCCUAUCACCUCCUUUAAAAAGCCUGAACUCGGACAGACUCAAUAGCAUUAGCAAUUCCAUUUAAUUCUCUUGCCAUGUUUUGCAACUGCCUCUUUUUUUUUCCUAAAUGGUAGGAAAUGGUUUGGAUAAUACCACACCAACAGCAGGUGUUUAUUCUCCGGCCAUUUGGUGAUGCCACUGCUUGAAGAGCAGGAGAUCUGGCAGCCAGGGCCACUCUGCCUGCUUUGUCCAGCACUUCUUUGUCAUCCAGGGAAGGAUGAAUUCGGCAACAAAUGCAGCGUGUGUGUGUGUGUGUGUGUGUGUGUGUAUGUGUGUGUGUGUGUCCCUUGCGUGUGUGCAAGGGUGGGUUUUUUGCAUGCAUGCAUCAAACUUAGGGCGGGGGGGGGAGUUACCUAGGAAACAAAGUCUUUUGUGCUUGAAGUUUAUAUGAGCUAUUCACGUCUGCCGGGAAUCGGCACAAAAGCUGCAGGCAGAAAGAAGGCUGCAAUGUUUGACUGAAAUCCUACGUGGGAAAAGAGGGUUUUCUGCGGGCGGGAGAAGAGGAAACCUGUGUUGUCUUGGGUCUGGGGGUGCUGCAGGAGGUGACACUGACGAGUCCCAUCCACCAGAGGACGAAGAUACAGAUGUCAUGUUAGGGCAGAGGCCGAAAAAUCCAAUACAUAAUAUCCCUUCUACACUGGAUAAACAAACCAAUUGGAGUAAAGCACUACCUCUCCCAACUCCAGAGGAGAAAAUGAAACAAGAUGCCCAAGUGAUUUCUUCUUGCAUUAUCCCCAUCAAUGUCACUGGAGUUGGUUUUGACAGAGAGGCUAGUAUACGCUGCUCUCUUGUUCAUUCACAAUCUGUACUACAGCGGAGACGAAAGUUGAGGAGGAGGAAAACCAUCUCUGGCAUCCCCAGAAGAGUGCAACAAGAAAUAGAUUCAGACGAGUCGCCAGUGGCGAGAGAGCGCAAUGUGAUUGUGCACACAAACCCAGAAUUCUCUGGCUCCAGCAACAGGAGGUUGGGGACCCGGGAUUCGGAGUGCCAGACAGAAGAAAUCCUGAUUGCUGCUCCCUCCCGGCGACGGAUCCGUGCCCAGCGGGGUCAGAGCGUUGUUGCCUCCCUCUCCCACUCCACUGGCAACAUCCUGGUGCUGGCGGACAACGGGGAUGCAGUCUUUGCUGCUGCUGUGAGCAACCGCAUCCGCUCGCGGAGCCUUCCCCGCGAGGGCGCCCGGGCCAGCGAGGGCCAUCAGGAUGCCACCACCAAGAGUGCAGGGUACGAAGCAGAGCACUUCCUAGCUGGUCAGGAGAGGAUCCCGAAAAAGGGGAAGGAGAUCUUGAGCAAGCAGGGUUCACAGGAGUGCCAGCCUAUUGGUUUAACGUGUCCUCAGCACCUGCAUAGCCCCGAGCACAGCAUCAGCGAGAGGGGGAGAUCGCGGCUGUCAAGGAUGGUUGAUUCAGGCAGCUGUGAAAUUUCAUCCAACUCAGACACCUUCGGGAGCCCAAUUCACUCCAUCUCCACAGCAGGAGUCCUGCUCAGUAGCCAUAUGGACCAGAAAGAUGACCACCAGUCCUCCAGUGGCAACUGGAGCGGGAGCAGCUCCACGUGUCCCUCCCAGACAUCUGAAACCAUUCCUCCUGCUGCCUCUCCUCCACUAACAGGCUCUUCACACUGUGACUCCGAGCUGUCACUCAAUACCGCUCCCAAUGCCAACGAGGACUCCAGUGUCUUCAUCACAGAGCAGUUUGGUGACCAUGCAGACAAGGUCAGGGGCCACAGGGCAAGCUCCUUCACAUCCACUGUGGCAGAUUUACUGGAUGACCCCAACAACAGCAACACGAGCGACAGUGAAUGGAACUACCUGCACCAUCACCAUGACGCCUCCUGUCGCCAGGAUUUCAGCCCUGAGCGCCCAAAGGCAGACAGCCUGGGAUGUCCCAGCUUUACCAGCAUGGCCACCUAUGACAGCUUCCUUGAAAAGACUCCCUCUGACAAGGCAGACACUAGCUCACACUUUUCUGUGGAUACUGAAGGAUACUAUACCUCCAUGCACUUUGAUUGCGGUCUGAAGGGUAAUAAAAGCUAUAUUUGCAACUAUGCAGCCCCAGGCUCCGAGAGUGGCCAGACCGGGAGCAUGGCUUCCAGCCUAGCCGACUGUGCCUGGCAGGAGUGCGUGGGCCACAGGAGGCAGGCACGGCAGUGCAUCUCACUGAAGAAACCAAAGGCAAAGCCAGCCCCACCAAAACGCAGCUCAUCUUUGAGGAAAUCAGAGGGCAGCACCGACCUUCCUGACAAGAAAGAACCAAAGAUCGGUGGUGGGCAGCAUGUUUCUCACACUGCCAGGGAGAUGAAGCUGCCCCUUGAGUUUUCAAACACACCUUCCCGAGUGGAAGGCCCCAGCCUGCCAGCCAAACAGGAGCUUCCCUGGCCAAACCAGGAUGAUGGCGGGUUAAAGGACACUCAAUUUGACACCGCCAGUAUCCCCUCCUUUAAAGAUGAAGGUGCUGAACAACCUCACUAUGCAGACCUCUGGCUUCUGAACGACUUGAAAUCUAGUGAUCCUUACAGGUCCUUGUCCAAUUCAAGCACUGCUACGGGUACUACAGUCAUAGAGUGCAUCAAGUCACCAGAGAGCUCUGAAUCCCAGACGUCUCAGUCUGGGUCACGAGCUACAACCCCAUCCCUCCCCUCUGUUGAUAAUGAGUUUAAGCUGGCCUCCCCGGAGAAGUUGGCAGGGUUAGCCUCACCCUCCAGUGGGUACUCCAGCCAGUCAGAGACACCCACCUCUUCUUUUCCGACAGCUUUCUUUUCAGGACCAUUGUCUCCAGGGGGGAGCAAGAGGAAGCCGAAAGUUCCAGAGAGGAAGUCAUCGCUGCAGCAGCCACUUUCAAAAGAUGGCACCGCCUCAGUGAGCAAAGACCUCGAACUUCCGAUUAUACCUCCUACUCACCUUGACCUAAGUGCUCUUCACAAUGUCUUGAGCAAGCCCUUCGCUCACAGGCACCAGCUGCAUACCUUUAGCCACAGCAAGCAAAGCGCAGUCGGGGAAGCCCUGCAGCCCGGCCCUCCCUCUGCCCUCGCCAUCACACCCUCCGUUCUCAAGUCAGUCCACCUCCGGGCAGUCAACAAGCCUGAAGGAGUGAAACAUAAAGGCAGUACCCCAGACCUGCUCUGCAUACAGGAGACCACCUUGAUGGCAACUGAGGUCUCUCCAGGCAAAAUGAGGCCACUCUUAGCUAAGAAACCAGUAUCACGCCAGUACUCUACAGAUGAGGCCAUAAUGCUGUACAUUGACACUUCCCCAGCAGAAGCAGGCCCUGGAAAGCCACCUUUAGAGAAAAGCUCCUCUUUUGGUGGGCAGAAUAGCUGUGAUAGAGAAGCUGUAACUUCAGCAAGUGUGGGUCUGGUUGAAAUCAAGCCUGGGAAGGACCAAACACACCUGGCUGCUGAACACUUACCAGAAAGCUCUCUGAAUCAGACAGCUGCCAUCCCCAUGGAUGGCUUUCAGAAGGGCUCAGCUGUCCCCACAAGUGAUGAUGAAAUAAAGAAACCUGUUCAGGGAGCAGAAACAGUGAAGGAUCUUCAGCAGGAAGUGCAGGCUCAGCAAGAGCUCUCCACAGGCAGCGAGGAGAAGGUGGAAGCUGGGCCCGUGGAUGAAAGCCCAGCUCAGGCUGAGGGACCGGCCAUCACCUAUCAAUUUAAGCACGAACCCGAUGUAAGCCACCAUGUGCCUGGGAGUAUCAGCUACGAAGCAGAGAUGACAGCAGUAGAUUCACUCAGUGAAGAGGGUUACAAGCAGGAAAAUGAUAUCACAUCAGGUAUCCCAACCAAAAGUGCCUCUGAUGACAGCAGGGCAGACGAGACGGUGGGCAGCACAGAUGAGCCUUCACUGAAAGAGUCUUCUCCAAGCGAUGAGUCCAUCAUGUCUCCACUGAGCGAGGAGUCACAGGCUGACACUGAGGAUGUCUUUGUGUCUCCAAAUAAACCUCGUACUACUGAGGAUCUAUUUGCAGUCAUUCACAGAUCAAAAAGGAAAGUUCUUGGGAGAAAGGAUUCUGGAGACCUUUCCGUAAGAAACAGAUUGAGAGCUUCAUCUGGGACCAGCAGCCAGCCUCCCACCAGCAGCACACUGCCUACCAGCAACAUGCCACCAGCCAGCAACGUGGGCACUCCCAUUAGCAGUCAGAGGUCCCCUGGGCUCAUAUACAGGAAUGCCAAAAAGUCCAACACAUCCAAUGAGGAGUUUAAGCUACUGCUCCUCAAAAAGGGCAGCCGAUCUGAUUCCAGCUACAGGAUGUCUGCCACAGAAAUUCUGAAAAGUCCUAUUUUGCCCAAGUCUCCUGGAGAGCUGACAGCAGACGCCCUUCAAAGCACGGAAGAGUCUCCUCCCACAACGAGCCCUGAUGCAUUAUCGCCGCUCUCCCCCUGCUCCCCCAGGGUCAACACGGAAGGAUUCUCCUCCAAGAACUUCCCCAUGUCGGCGUCCUCGCGGGUGGGGCGGUCGCGGGCGCCGCCGGCAGCCAGCAGCAGCCGGUACAGCGUGCGCUGCAGGCUGUACAACACGCCCAUGCAGGCCAUCUCCGAGGGGGAGACCGAGAACUCGGAUGGCAGCCCCCACGACGACCGGUCUUCUCAAAGCUCUACAUAGGCUGUGUGGCUGCCAGGACCCGGCUGCCAACACCACUCAAGCUCUUAAGGAUGUCAACGUAAGAGGCCAAUGCUGUAGCAAUCAAAAAAACAAAGAAACAAAAAGAAGAAAAAGAGAACAAUCACAGGGCAAUAUCAAUGCUUUGAUGUGUUUGCAUUUGGAAGACGCUGGGGAAACAAAAGGACUACAGCUGUAGCUAUUUAUUACACUACAUUUUCUAAAAGGAUGAAGAUAUGCUAUGCCUGUUCUGUUUUCUUUUGGCUUCAUUUGGUUUAUGCCACUCUCAUUUCCAUUGUCACUGUAGAUUUCAAGGCUAUUCACUUUCCAUAGAGUUAAAGGUGACUUUGGGUGGGUUUUUUCCCAGGAGCUGCCCAUCUAGAAACAAAUCCCUCACUGUAGUGCUUCCCUAGGGAGAAAACAAAAAAAACUAAGAAAAUGCUCUUGAGAAUUGGUAUUUUUCUACACUAAAAUGAGCUGAAACAAACUUUAGAAAAAAUUAACAAAACAUAUGUAAAUAUCAUAUUUUUGAUAAAAAUUUGUAAAUAGGAUUAUCAAAAAGUGGACGUGGCAAACGAUUUACUGCAUAACAACUUUGUUUAUAGAAGACAAAUUAAUUCAAUUGUAAUAACUGUAUUCUGUGAAUACCAUUUUCAUAUCAAACAUGAAACAUGGCCACCAAUAACCACUUUCAGUGUGACAGGCCUGAAGGAUGGCAUUGAGCAGUGGAAAGCAGGAAUUUUCCAACUUAGUUAAGGAAAUGGAAAGGCUAACUAUGAGGGGAUUCAAGAAACCAUUUGUCUUUCUAAGGCAGCUCCAAAGAAGCUAACUGGAAAGCACAGCUGGGAGGGUUACCAUGAGCAUCAGUGGGGAAGAUGAGUGUGAUUCUGACAGAAUAAACCUGGUCUGAUGCUAAGCCUCAAAGGGUCCCACCCCACAGCCUCCCCUGGGCCUUUAUUCUUGCAGGGAUUGCUUCAGAGAGGAUUGAUGUGAGAGGAAACAGUACUUAACUUUCAUAUUUCUAUUAGGCUAUUGGGAUACAUAAUACAAUCAUAACCUGGUACCUAUAAUCUUUAAACACGAUUAGUUUCUGGUUCGUAAAAGAAACAAAUAAAUUAUAAGCAUGCAAGAAGCGCUUUCGAUUUACCAGUAAAUAUCUGCAACGAGUUUUCAGUGAAGCUUUCUCUUUGUGCUGAUGAGAUUCAUGCUACCUAAAUAUUUACAAAAAUGACACUGUGAAAACGUAGCUGGGAAAUAGGUAUGUGUAUGCAUUAUUUAUAUUCAUUGCUGAGCUGAGAAGGGGAAAGCUCCAGUUCAUUGUGCCAGCCACGUACAGUAGGGAUCUUGUCUGGAUUUACCAGAAACACAGAACAGGGUGAGGGACUGGGUUGGGGUGGGAAAGGAGACAAAUCAAAGUAGCUGCUUUGAUACAAAUGAAGGCAGGGAGAUAAAAGCUGAAUUACUUGAAGUUACUUGACUAUUCUCAUCUUAAAACCACAAGAACCCAUGAGUUGCUUUAAACUUUUAAUUUUUAUAAAACAGAAUAAAAUCAACAGACCUGAUUCUCCUUCGGGCCAUCACAAUUUCCACUGAUGUAGCCCCAUCUGUGCUACUUACAGGACAGGGCCCUCUUUAUCCAAAACUCAUGCAGUUGGCAAUGGUUGCUGUAGUAUAUGGUUAGGAAAAGAGGAGAGGUUAGUGCAGAGAAAAUAGUGAAGGAGGAAUGGAGUAUGCAGUAGGACAGCUCAAGUAGGAUGGCAGAAAGAGCAUUCUUUGGUAUAAAGGAAUUGGCUAAAAGCUGGCUUUAAGCAGAAGUAAAGGACUGGAGGCAGGAUGUGUGAAUUCAGUUUUUGGUUUGUUUUUUUUUCUUUUAAUCAGGUAAUGCAUAAAGAGAGAGUUAUUAAAAGAAGGUAGAUCAUGUUUUAAAGAGGAAGGUUCUAUCUAAAACUGUUACAAUUUCAAGUAGUCAAAGCAAAUCAGAACAGUUUAUCAUAUCCAAAAUGUUACUCACCAGAAGACCCACAUCUGAUUUUGUCUAGUGAUUACCACAAGACAUGUAUUAUUCAGUUUCCUACUGUCCUCCUGUGUAGCCUGGUUGCACUCAGUUGAUGUGGCAGAGUCACUGUGCAUCUGAUAGGUGUGUUGGGAUGAGGGAUGAUCCAUCAGUUGAAGGGCUGCAAAAUCGUCUAAAAUAGUUUUUAAAAAGUAAUGGGAGAAAGGGUUUGGAAACAAAAGGCUAAUCACAUUAGCAGCUUAGGUAGGAAAAUAAGUCUGAACACAAGUGAAGUGAAUGAAUGAGAAUGUUUUAGAAUGAAAUGUUUAGCAUAUAACAAACCACCUUCUGGAGAAUAUGACAAAAGCUAGUUUAGAUAAUGGGCAGAAAGUCCUUAGUUUGUCAUCUUCAGU
This is a messenger RNA of Passer domesticus (house sparrow), 7755 nucleotides long. It is a transcript of the gene NHS, whose product is annotated as NHS actin remodeling regulator. The transcript is spliced from 6 exons. The record is from RefSeq and is a predicted model, not a curated record. Gene Ontology annotation, biological process: cell differentiation; lens development in camera-type eye. The coding region runs from base 1348 to 5352 and encodes 1334 amino acids. Lineage: Eukaryota; Metazoa; Chordata; Aves; Passeriformes; Passeridae.